AUGUCCGCAGCGGCGCCGCUGAAGGGUCUGGAGUGUCGCGGUACCAGCCCCGUCACCGUCGAUGAGGCACGGGACUCAGAGGAAGACUACGUUAAGCGUUGGGCGCAAGACAAGGCAAUGAAUGCCUUUGUCAAGCGACUUUACCAACAUCAGGACCAGAUUGAGGCUCUUAUUAGACACCAUCUCCAGCUACACAACGAGGAGGUCACUAUUGCGCCAAUAGAAAAAUCAAUGUACGGCACUUUCAACUUCUGCAUACCCAUACACGUCAAGUACAGUCAUACAUAUCAAAGUUUUAUGUUUCGUUGUCCUAUGCCGCAGAAACUUGCAGAAGCUCAAUAUGCAGGGACUGUUAAUGAAAAGAUGGGCUGUGAGGUAGGAGCCUAUGUUUGGAUGCAAGAGAAGUGCCCUAACAUUCGCAUUCCAUACCUCUACGGGUUUGGCUUUGCUGAUGGCCGCUAUUAUACUCACGAGACGCAACGGCCUUGGUAUGUUCGAUACCCUCAUGCAAUACGUCGCUAUCUCUACAGCCUUUUUCAGCGUCCGAUGCUCUCGCGCUAUACUCCCCAUCCCGCGGCCGACAUCGAUUUUCCAAUAUCGUAUAUGCUACUCGAGUAUAUUGGCCCUGAUGUAGGCCAGAUGCUAUCACGGACCUGGAAUAGUUUUCGCAACGACCCAUUGCGCAAGAGGAACCUAUUUCGAAGUAUUUCUCAGAUCAUCCUCUCUCUUGCUCACAUUCCCCAGGCUUGCAUUGGGUCAUUCCGAUUUCUCGAGAGCGGCGUUAUUACAUUGACAAACCGGCCCUUGACUUCUUCGAUUAUAUCUCUUGAGAAUGAGGAUGCAGAAAGAACAAUUCAGAGCAACCAAGUAUAUCACUCUACGGAGGACUUUGUAGCUGAUAUUUACCAGCUUCAUGACAACGCAUUUAUCAGUAAUCCCAAUGCUGCAUAUGAUGAUGAUGAAUGCUACAGCCAUAUGGCUGCAAGAGCCAGUCUUCGAGCUAUUUCGCACAAUUUCAUUAAGAAGGAACGACGGAACGGACCGUACUUCUUACAAUACACAGACUUAACUCGGAGCAAUAUAUUCGUUGAUGAUGAUUGGAAUAUAACUUGUCUCCUUGAUCUUGAAUGGAUAUCUGCUUUACCCGUCGAGAUGAUUAGAGUACCUCAUUGGCUCUCGGGAUGUGAUCUGAUAGACGGGCUCACAGGGGAUAAUCUCACCAACUUCACCGCAGUUCGACAAGAAUUUAUGCAUCAGUUUAUACAGGAAGAAAGUAAGAUGAAGAUGGAGCAUGAUGUUUCUCUGACAGCUACUAUAAACGAAGGCUGGACUUCGAAAAGUGUAUGGUUUUGGCAUACGGUGAAUACCGGAUCAAGGACCUUGUAUCCCAUAGUGGACAGUUAUAUCUAUGACAGCUUCACUGUCAGCGCAGCUAAUGUUGAUAAGAUCAGUGGUAUCUUGUCGGCUUUAUGGCGGCGUGACUCGGCUAUUAUUGUGAGGAAGAAUAGAGAUGACUACAGCCGGUAUAUUAACGAGUUUGAAGAGUUGGUUGACAAAUACGGUAGGCCAGUGGCUAAACUUCCAUAA
Molecule: messenger RNA, 1587 nt
Organism: Trichoderma breve
Lineage: Eukaryota; Fungi; Ascomycota; Sordariomycetes; Hypocreales; Hypocreaceae
Exons: 2
Coding region: 1-1587 (528 amino acids)
Source: RefSeq, a predicted model, not a curated record